GAAGAGAGAGAAAAAAACCAAGUUUAAAAAUCAUGAUACACGUGAUUAAAUGAAAAGGGAAUCUUUUUCGCCGCUAAUCACUAUCUUGGUGUAAAAAGUGCGUGCGUUUCGUGUUAGGAGCGUUUCUAGUCACAUUUAUGUGGGGACCUUCUCAGUCGGCAUGCAUAUGACAGUUUCAUAUAUAAAGCCAUAACAUCAUUCUAAAACCCACUCCAAAUCUUCGUUUGUUCUCUCUUCAAUCUUCAUCAUCAUCCUUCAGUCUCUUGGUUUUUCUUGGUUUUUUGGUAAUUUGAGUUCCAAACCCUAAAUUACCAUGAGAAACUGCAAUCUGGAGCUUCAGCAUCCUUCUGCUGAUUCACGCUUCCCCAACCCUAAUGAAACCCAGCACCAAGAACAAAAGCAGCGGCUGACCAUUUUCUACAACGGAAUGGUGUGCGUUUACAGAGCUUCAGGUACCGUUUUGCAGGCCAGAUUCAUCCUUUUUCUUGCAAACAAAGAAAUGGAGGAAAAGGUAAAUAGUCUAUUUACUCCUCAAAGUGGAUCAGCAGAACCACCUUCACCAAAUGUGAUGUCUCCGCUGUGUAGCCCCGUUGCUGGUAUGUCUAUGAAGAAAUCACUCCAAAGGUUUUUGCAGAAGAGAAAGCAUCGGACUCAAGCAACAUCUCCAUUCCAUCACUAGGAAUGGCACUAGAAUGUAUUAUUUAUGGCCACUUAAUAAAUCUGAUUGGUAUUUUUUUGUUUUUGCUUAGAGGUUGAUCAUCGAUUUAUGAGAGCAUUUUGUAAAUUGGUUAAUUUUAAGCACUUCAAAUCAUCAUGUGGGAGACAUCAUAUGUUUGUUGUUUUUUGUUUAUUUAGGUCUUUGUUGUCAUAUGGUGUUAUUUUGCUAUCGAAUUAUGACAUGACUUUUUUUGUUC
Messenger RNA from Pyrus x bretschneideri (Chinese white pear), 914 nucleotides. RefSeq names its product protein TIFY 5A-like. Gene Ontology annotation, biological process: regulation of defense response; regulation of jasmonic acid mediated signaling pathway; response to wounding. Gene Ontology annotation, cellular component: nucleus. The record is from RefSeq and is a predicted model, not a curated record. The transcript is spliced from 2 exons. NCBI's taxonomy places the organism in Eukaryota, Viridiplantae, Streptophyta, Magnoliopsida, Rosales, Rosaceae. Bases 314 to 679 code for a protein of 121 amino acids.